AGCGGAGCCGCGCCGUGCCGCGCCGCCCGGGCUCGCCAUUCGCCGCCGCGCCGCUCCGCCGGCGGGGCUGGAGGAGGAGGAGGCGCUUUGUUCCUCCCCGGGCUCCCGCCGCUGCCGCCGCGCACCGGGCUCGAGCCGAGCGGGAGCGAUCUGUGGUAGCACACAAGGGAGCCGGCGGGGACUGUCCUGGGCACAGGCAGGUGGAGGAUGAACGGCGAAGCCGAGUGCCCUACAGACUUGGAAAUGACAGCUCCUAAAAACCAAGACCGCUGGUCUCAGGAGGACAUGCUGACUCUGCUGGAGUGCAUGAAGAAUAACCUGCCCUCCAACGACGGGAGCAAGUUCAAAACCACCGAGUCCCACUUGGACUGGGAGAAAGUGGCUUUCAAGGACUUCUCGGGGGAGAUGUGCAAGAUGAAGUGGAUGGAGAUUUCUAACGAGGUUAGGAAGUUUCGGACCCUCACAGAGCUCAUUAUGGACGCCGAAGAGCACGUGAAGAAUCCUUACAAGGGCAAAAAGCUCAAGAAACACCCCGACUUCCCCAAGAAGCCCCUGACUCCCUAUUUCCGCUUCUUCAUGGAGAAGCGGGCCAAAUAUGCCAAGCUACACCCUGAAAUGAGCAACCUGGAUCUCACCAAGAUCCUGUCCAAGAAGUACAAGGAGCUUCCUGAGAAGAAAAAGAUGAAAUACAUCCAGGACUUCCAGCGAGAGAAGCAGGAGUUUGAGAGGAACCUGGCAAGGUUCAGGGAAGAUCACCCGGAUCUCAUCCAGAACGCCAAGAAAUCCGACGUCCCCGAAAAGCCCAAGACCCCCCAGCAGCUGUGGUACAACCACGAGAAGAAGAUCUACUUGAAAGUGCGUCCAGAUGUGAGUACGGCCACCACGAAGGAGGUGAAAGAGUCGCUGGGCAAGCAGUGGUCUCAACUCUCGGAUAAAAAGAGGCUGAAAUGGAUUCAUAAGGCCCUGGAACAGCGGAAGGAGUACGAGGAGAUCAUGCGUGACUACAUCCAGAAGCACCCCGAGCUGAACAUCAGCGAGGAGGGCAUCACCCGCUCCACCCUCACCAAGGCUGAGCGCCAGCUCAAGGACAAGUUUGAUGGACGACCCACGAAGCCACCUCCGAAUAGCUACUCCCUGUACUGUGCAGAGCUGAUGGCCAACAUGAAAGAUGUGCCCAGCACCGAGCGAAUGGUGCUGUGCAGCCAACAGUGGAAGCUGCUCUCCCAGAAGGAAAAGGAUGCAUACCACAAAAAGUGUGACCAAAAAAAGAAAGACUACGAGAUUGAGCUCCUCCGCUUCCUGGAGAGCCUGCCUGAGGAGGAGCAGCAGCGGGUGCUGGGUGAGGAGAAGAUGCUGGGCAGCAACCGGAAAGGGGCAACAAGUCCUGCAUCCAAAAAAUCCUCACCAGAGACUGGCAAGGCCAGCUCAGAGAAGCCCAAACGGCCCAUCUCUGCCAUGUUCAUCUUCUCGGAAGAGAAGCGGAAGCAGCUGCAGGAGGAGCGGCCAGAGCUGUCGGAGAGCGAGCUGACCCGGCUCCUGGCCCGCAUGUGGAAUGACCUCUCCGAGAAGAAGAAGGCCAAGUACAAAGCACGAGAGGCAGCAAUGAAGGCGCAGUCGGAGAAGAAACAUGGCUCGGAUAAAGAGGAACGUGGGAAGCUGCCCGAGUCUCCCAAGACAGCCGAGGAGAUCUGGCAACAGAGUGUCAUUGGAGACUACCUGGCUCGUUUCAAGAAUGACCGGGGCAAGGCCCUGAAGGCCAUGGAGGCCACCUGGAACAACAUGGAGAAGAAGGAGAAGCUGAUGUGGAUCAAGAAAGCGGCGGAGGAUCAGAAGCGAUACGAGAGGGAGCUGAGUGAGAUGCGGGCCCCUCCGUGCUCCACCAACUCCUCAAAGAAAAUGAAGUUCCAGGGAGAGCCAAAGAAACCCCCCAUGAACGGUUACCAGAAGUUCUCCCAGGAGCUGCUGUCGAAUGGGGAGCUGAACCACCUCCCGCUGAAGGAGCGGAUGGUGGAGAUCGGCAGCCGCUGGCAGCGCAUCUCCCAGGGCCAGAAGGACCACUACAAAAAGCUGGCAGAGGAGCAGCAGAAACAGUACAAGGUGCACCUUGAAAUCUGGCUUAAGAGCCUCUCGCCCCAGGAGCGAGCUGCCUACAAGGAACACACUUCCAACAAACGCAAGAGCAUAGGGAAGAUCCGGGGCCCCAACCCCAAGAUGAAGCCAACGAUGCAGUCCAAGUCGGAGUCAGAGGAUGAUGACGAGGAGGAAGAGGAGGAGGAAGAUGAUGAUGAAGAUGAGGACGAUGAUGAUGACAACGGCGACUCAUCAGAGGAAGGCGGCGACUCCUCGGAGUCCAGCAGUGAGGAGGAGAGCGAGGAUGGGGAUGAGAACGAUGAGGAUGACGAGGAUGAGGAUGAUGAGGAUGAGGAUGACAACGACUCAGAGGGCAGCAGCAGUUCUUCCUCCUCCUCGGGGGACUCCUCUGACUCCGACUCCAACUGAUCCGGCCAAGCUCUUAGUAACAUCGUUUGGUUUUUCAGUUUUGGUCCCAAGUUCCUGCCCUCCAGCCCCACAGAAGUCCUUCCUCCUCUUCCUCCUGCCCCUUCCCCCUCGUGAGCUACAGCCCCCUGUGGGACCCCCCCAGCCUGGGGAGCAGGGGUUGGAGACACCCCUCCACCGAGCUCACACUAUGGAGAGGGGAAGCUGGGGGUUGCUACCAUCUGGGCUGGGGGGAGAGGAGGGGGUGAGCCCCCCCCGAUCCCUCACAGCUCCCUUCCUUCUCCCCUUACCGAGGGAGGGGAAGAGGUUUUUAUUUCGGUGAGAUGUUAUUUUGGGAGGGUCACCCCAUCCUCAACCCCUUCACACCCUCGUUACCAGCUCCGGACUUUAUAGAAAGAAGACAAAAACACACAGGAAAAAAAAAAAACCCUCCUUUUUUUAUUAAGAAAAACAUAAAUAGAAAAAAAAAAAAAGCAACCCCCCCCCCUCACCCCCCCGUGCACCCCCUGCCCUGCACAGCCCCCCGUCCCGCCCCGCGCCGCGGGCACAGAGCACGAGCCGAGCUGCUCAGGACUCAGCCGUUGGGACGAUGUCUCUGCUCCCCCCAUCCCCUGUCUGCGCACCCCCCCAGCUCUGCGCUUCCCCCCUUCCCCCCCCGGCGUGCUGGGGGUGCCCCCCCACCCCCCCAUCAGGAGCUCAGCGGGACCUCGGCACCCACGGCCCUUGGGAGCGCCGACCACGCACCGUGACCGCCCGGGGCUGGGGGCAAUGGGGGGAGGUGUGAGUGUGAGUGCCGGGCCGGGGGGCACCCGGCUGCUGUGCGUGACCAAGGGGAUGCAGGGGGCUGGGAGCCCCUCGCUGUUGUCGGUGGUUGUUGUGCUGUUGUAUUUUAUUUUAUUCUCUUUUUUUUUUUUUUCCUUUUUAUAAAAUGAGAAAGAUUCAUAUUUUAUUUUUUUUUCUUUGUCCCCCUCCCCUCUCCCCAAUCUCUGGUGAAGCUGCUCCUCUCCCUUUGCCUCAAACCCUUGGGGUGACCAGCACUCCUGUCAUCCCAGUUACCCCCAGUUUGCCCCCCCGAGGGGGUGCUUCUGCACCCCCCCUGGCCAUGCUGUAAAUAUUGCUGCGGUUUGGGUUUAAUUUUGGCGGGUCUCCGGGGGGAA
Molecule: messenger RNA, 3653 nt
Organism: Colius striatus (speckled mousebird)
Lineage: Eukaryota; Metazoa; Chordata; Aves; Coliiformes; Coliidae
Gene: UBTF
Product: upstream binding transcription factor
Exons: 21
Coding region: 208-2499 (763 amino acids)
Source: RefSeq, a predicted model, not a curated record